ACAUCCUUUUAUUGCAUUUCAGUCUUCACAAGAUGGUGCAAGCUGAUGAGUUGGUCACAGACCAAUGCUCAGUCUCUUACAUGACACCUUGGGCAACGGUUAUUGCGCUGACUACUUGCUACAUUCUGAUCAUUUUAUGGAUAUGCAAGAACGGGAACAAGAUGUGUCUUCCAGUCCCCGAUAAUCUCUUUCCCUAUCAAAAACAGCUAAAAUCACUGAAACGAGAGUUAUCGCGCUAUAUUGUUGAGGACAACUGUAUCGAGAUUUUUGGCACACCAUUAGCCCAUACGGCUCAAGGCACUCUCUUUCGUGGGGCCAUUGUGCCACGGGUAAAACAUCGCACAAAUGAGAGAGUACCUGUUGCUGUAAAGGUCAGCUAUCCAAAUCCUAAACACAGCGUGGCUCUCUUGGAAGAAACAGCUCGAAUCUGCCGUCUAUCGCAUCCAAAUGUUACAAAAAUCCUUGCCGUUUCUCACUUGUCGUUCUCGGUCCUGCGUCCGGCCAUAGCUGUUGAAUGGCUUGCUGGUGGAACACUUGCUGAAUAUCUACAGCAACAGAUACGAGAUCGAGAAGAGCGCGAGCGACCAAUGAUUCAGCUGAAGGAUAUGCUUGAAGUGUUAGCACAAAUAAGUGCUGCUCUGAAACACUUUCAUGAAACGCUCGGGGACUUCGCUCAUGGAGCUGUGACCACACAAAAUGUGCAAAUGACCACUAAGGAUUUGCGAAGAUGCAUAGUCAAACUCAGCAGUCUCUACCCACCCACACCGUCCAGGCUCCCUCCAGAAAUUGUAUGUUCUGCAGAACGAAAUCCAAAAUUUCGACAAGAAGGCGAUAUUUGGAUGUUCGGGUUAUUGUGCUGGGAAUGUAUGACACUGGGGGCCGAGCCGCACUAUCAGAGGACUACCGAGGAAAUCCAGCGAUGUUUCCGUCUUCCUGAUCGGGGUCUUACAUGCCCACAAGGAUGCCCUCUAGAUGUAUGGUCCCUAGUUAUGGAAUGCCUCUCGGAAGCACAUCGUCGACCACGUUUCACUGGAGCCACUCCCGAUCUUGUUGAACGGAUGCAAAUGCUACGCAAUUAUUACGCACAAUCGGUGGAUUGUCUGCAUCCGGUGCCAAAUAUAGGCAAUUGUACAUGUAUAGAGCACAAAUGCAAGAGAGGGGAGAGUUUUGCAGAGUAAAAGAUG
This is a messenger RNA of Cylicocyclus nassatus, 1184 nucleotides long. Lineage: Eukaryota; Metazoa; Nematoda; Chromadorea; Rhabditida; Strongylidae. The record is from the annotation of a GenBank genome assembly.